Lucilia cuprina (Australian sheep blowfly) is the source of this 3291-nucleotide messenger RNA. RefSeq lists its product as uncharacterized. Bases 128 to 3163 code for a protein of 1011 amino acids. Gene Ontology annotation, biological process: cell population proliferation; DNA damage response; positive regulation of protein phosphorylation. Gene Ontology annotation, molecular function: protein binding. Lineage: Eukaryota; Metazoa; Arthropoda; Insecta; Diptera; Calliphoridae. The transcript has 6 exons. The record is from RefSeq and is a predicted model, not a curated record. Gene Ontology annotation, cellular component: nucleus.
ACUAAGAAAAUCUGUAAUUUUUUUUUUUUAAUUAUUUCAUCAUUUCUAAACUAAACGUAGGAAAAAUACAAAAAAUUAAUGUUAAAUAUUGGCCUUAAGUUUAAUAUUCCACUAAAAUUCUUAAAAAAUGGAACAACAACAACAAAUUAUCGAACGUUUACAACGCAUAUUUGAAACUUUUCUCCAGAAAGAUUUCGCCACCACCAGCAAUGUUUACUUUGAAAAGCUUAUAACACAUUUAGCGGAUAAAGAAAAUCUUUAUGUGUUACAAGCACCCUUUGCCAUGGAUUGGGUUGACAAGUGUAUUACGUUAUUGAAUGAGGAUUUUACCAAGGUGAAUCCAAAAGUCACCUCAUUUAUGUUGAAUUUUUGUAGUCUUUUAAUGCAAAACGAAUGGAUUUUAAUAAAAUUAAAAGAAAGGAAUAUUAUGGAUCGUGCACUUGUCAUUAUCGAAGGCAAUCGGCAUCGUUUCAGUCCCUCCAUAAAACUCGGCUUUAUACGUCUUUUAGCCGCCGUUUCACGCUACAGUUUGGGCUUAGCCUAUAUACGCCUAAAACAAUGCUGGCAUUUCCUUAUCGAGCUAUGCAAUCGUGAUCACACUAUGUAUGUGGUAAGAGAGGCACGUCAGCUACUCUACGAGCUCUUGUAUAAAUUUUCCGUUAAAGCUAAAGAUGAAAAAGUAGUUUUGGAAAUGUUAAGCGAAAUUAUAGAGCCCAUUAAGGAAAAUGUUUAUAAAGAAGGCAGUGAUAAGAUAAUGAUUAAUGUAGAUGAUACAGAAUUGCAGCACAGAUUAUCUUCUAGUUUGGACUUAUUAUCCUAUAUAUUCGAACAAACCUUAGAGUCGGAGGAGAAAACAAAUAUCACACAUUUGUGUAGAAAUUAUCAUAAUUUAGAAUUAACCAUAUGGAAACUGAUAGAAAUGACUCAAAAUCGUUUCUUUUUGUAUAAAAUCUUACACACUUUGGCUAGUUUUAACUAUGCAGUUUUAGUACAGGAUCAAUGGGAUAAGGGACAAAUAGCUCCAGAGAAAUUUACCCGUUUUGGUUUGAAUUUCUUUAAUAGUAUGAAAUUUUGUGUACAACGUUCGGGAAUUUUAAAUCUUAUCAAAUUGGCCGAAUUGAAUCAUAUGCUAUGGAAGAAGUUGGGCAAAAGGGCACCACCCGAGAUAUGGAUUGAAACGGAAUUGGUUAAAUUUGAAAAUCAAUUGAUAACAUUUCAUUUAUUGCCCGUUUUGGUGAUAUUACGCAGUCGUGAGCGUGAGGAAGAACUAUUUGAUAAUUAUCUAAUGAAAAUUUUCGAAGUCUCCUGUGAACACACUUUACGCAUUUGUUAUUCAUUUCGUGAUAUUAUUUUACCCUCUGAGGGUACUUCUUUGGCGGCCAUAGCCGAUUUAGCUUAUAAGUCUAUACAUGGAAUUUUGUCAAUGCAAAAUAUUUUGGAACGUGAACCGGCUGUAAUGGUUUUUCAGGCUAUUAUUUAUGCUUUGAAAGAGUUUAUUGCCAAUACCAAUACGUAUGAGAAGAACAAUUGCCCCAUGGAGGGUAGGGUAGUGCCUAGUUGGUGUAAAAUUUGGAUGGGUGCUGAAUUUAUAGUGGCCAUACCAAAUGUUUUAUAUGCCUGUCUAAUAGGUCUACAAAGUCUUAUUAAACGUUAUCGUAUUUCUUGGAAAGAAAGUAUAGAAUCCACCUGUGUAGUGAAUACAGUGGCGGUUAUUUUAGAGAAUCCCAAUCUAACAGAGGGGUUGGCGGUACAAGCUUUAAAAUUGGUACAAUUGUCCAUAGAACAUUUCCUUUCGCCCAAUAUGGCUUUAUUGGUGGAUAAUUUACAAGGUUCGGGUUUAGUUUGUUUGGGUCCCAUAAUAGUAAAACGUUUUCAUGACAUUGCUUGGGAAGUAAGAGACAGUACAUUGGAAUUAACCACUUCCAUAGCUAAUAUUUCUAGAGUUAAAUUUCCUGCUUUUCAACAAUUUCUACAUGAUUAUAAAAUGUGUCCUAUUGUCUUGCAAAUGGCCAAAAAUGAUCAAGAACCUUAUGUAAGAGCCUCCGCCCUAAAGUGUCUAUCUAAAAUGGUUUUAAUCAACAUUAUAUGGGACAAUGAUUUAAAUAAUCAAGAUUUAAUUGAUCAUUUAUUCUUUGUCCUCUUCAAUGAGAGUGAGGGUAUAGUACGCAAGGAGGCCAUGAAGACAUUGGCCACCAUUUAUGAACAUCGCCGAAUUCCCUCACGCUAUAUGGACACUUUAUACUCCACCUUGGCUCAUUGUGUGAUAUACGAUUUACAUUGGGAGGUUAAAUUGGAAGCUUUGCAUUUUUGGGAACUGGAAUUCAAAAAACAAUUUACAAAUCAAGGCAUGAUUGAUGGCACCUUUCCCACCGUUACUUUUUCCAAAGAAUAUAAAAAAAUCGUAACACUUACGGAAAAGGAAAUCAAUUUAAGAAUUUUAAAAGUUUUUAAAGAAUUAUCAUUACGUGGUUGUUUGGGUGUUAUACUAAAAUGUUUACAGGAGGAAUGUGAUUUAGAGGUGAUAAAGACGGCUGUUUGUAUGGUUCAUUGUUUGUUGGAAAAAUUAAAAAAAUAUAAUUUUGAAUCUUUAGUAGAGAGUAUAGAUAAGAAUUCUUCACCUAGUAAUAGUAGUAAUAGCAAUAGUGCUCCCAACACACCAUUAACUACACCCAAUUCUCCUUUAUUUGAUAAAAAUUUGGAUUUAAAAGAUAUUUUAAAUGAAAAACCUUUGGAUACUAUCAAUGCUAACAUUGUUAAUCCUAUCCCAGCUCCUCUAACCUUAGCACAACAUGCUCAAUCCGAUGAAGUUAUCGAAUCAAUAUUAUCUUCUCAAGAUAUUAAUUUAUUGGUGGCUUCUUAUGAAUCACAAAUGCAAUUAAAUAAUGGCAAUUCAUCUACAUCCUCUACCGACAACAUACCCUCCAACAAUAGCCUAACACCCAGUGAACAAUUAAAUCCUAACAUUGAUCCAGAACUAUAUAAAGCCUAUACUGCUGUGGGCGUUAAAGAAUUUAUGCAGACUAUUAAAAGUUUAGAUUUGGAACAGUUGUUAAAAAAUCACAAUGAUUGGUUUUUAGGUUCGGAAAGUUUUAUAUCGCUUUUGGAUGACAUUAUCUUUGCGAUGAAACAAGAAGAUGAAUCUUUAUUUGCUGAUUGUUAUUAGGAAUACAAAAUAUUUAUACACCUUACACAUCUAAAUAAUUGUUUUUGUUUCUUAUUUUUUUUAAAUACGACUUUUUUUCUAAUAUUGUAAUAUAAUUUAUAUAAGUAUAUAAAUAAAUAAAAAAUAUU